AUGACUCUCGCCUUCUGGAUUUCCAGGCUAUUUGAGAAGUUCCUGCCUCCGUCCUGCGGCAUCGCCGCUCGGUCGCUUUCCCCCUGCCUGUCAACCCGUCUGUUCAACAUUUCUGCUAGGCAGACAACGUUCCCAGUGACGAGCGGAGCAUCAACAAAGACCAGAGGAACGACCGCGUCGUCUUCCGACCGCGCGACCAUGAUCUCUUCCCCGGAUUCUUCUCACGUAUCUAGCCGUUGCAUCUGUGAUCUUCCUGAUGAUGGCCAGUGUAUUGCUCGAUUUCGAUCGUAGAACUAAUUAUUUCAUCCCCUUCGGGGAAAUGAUGGUGGUGGCAGAUCCGUUGGAUCAGAUCUUCCCCGGGCGAAGCCUGAUCCAAUUGCUAAACCUGAUGAAUCAGCUAAUGGACAGCCCCCUGGGGCCUGCCUCCCCCUAGGGGCUUCCAUCGAGGCUGGGACGUGCGAGAGGACGACGGCGUGUUGUACCUGCCGAUCGACAUGCCGGGGCUGACCAAGGAGCACGUGAAUGUAUCGGUGGACGAGAACAAGCUGGUGGUAAGGGGCGAAGGGCGGGAGUGGGCUGAGGAGGAAGCCGGGAGGAGAGAUACAGCAGCCGGAUAGACCUUCCGCCGGAGGUGUACCACCUGGAUAUGGUGAGGGCCGAGAUGAAGAACGGGGUGCUCAAGGUGGUUGUGCCAAAGGUUAAGGCAUACGAGCGUAAGGACGUGGUCCAAAUCCAGGUCGAGUAG
Spirodela intermedia is the source of this 745-nucleotide messenger RNA. NCBI's taxonomy places the organism in Eukaryota, Viridiplantae, Streptophyta, Magnoliopsida, Alismatales, Araceae. The record is from the annotation of a GenBank genome assembly.